This is a messenger RNA of Rhagoletis pomonella (apple maggot), 744 nucleotides long. RefSeq lists its product as uncharacterized. Lineage: Eukaryota; Metazoa; Arthropoda; Insecta; Diptera; Tephritidae. The record is from RefSeq and is a predicted model, not a curated record. Gene Ontology annotation, cellular component: nuclear body. The transcript has 2 exons. Gene Ontology annotation, biological process: positive regulation of DNA-templated transcription. Bases 24 to 479 code for a protein of 151 amino acids.
AUAAACACAAAUGGUUAUGUGUAAUGUUUAUUAAAAACACAUAUGUAUGUAUUUCAGUUCGAUUAGCUCCAAAACCAAGAAAGAGGAGACUGGCUUGGGCUGAGGAUGGCGAAGUGGCCAUUCUUGAUUUGUGGGAAGAGCGCGUUGCUGAUCUCCGCGGUGCACGGAAGAAUGGCCACAUCUACGCGGAGAUGGCGAACGAGCUGGCAAAGUUGGGCCACAACUACAGCGCCCGGGAUGUGCAGGUGAAGUUGGCGAACUUCACGCAACGCUACAGAAAAGAGAAAUUGGCUAUGGGACCUUCUGGUGGAUCACCCUCAACGUGGCCUUUAUACGCAAGGGUGCACCAGAUAAUCGGUGGAUUUAAGGCCAAUAUGUUUUGCGAGCUGACGCUUGAAAACAUCAGCGGUAUGUAUGCGUUUUUGGAAUGUGCCUUACUAAAAGCCGUAAUGUGUUUAGUGGAGAUAUUUGUUUUGUAGCAGAGUGACGCGUCUGUGUACAUGCUAGAACUAUCAGCUCGUUUAGUUGCAGGUUUAAGUGCGAAGGUACACUUCGAUUUUGCACGAGCACAGACAUACGGUGGUGCUUCAAAACAAAUGUUCCACUAAAACUUAAGUAGAUACAAAUAACUAAACCGUACCCAGGGUUGGCACCUCAUGGAUCCGAUUGCGUAGUAAAAUACCAGAAAAAUCGUAGUAAAAAAUAGAAAAUCGUAGUAAAAGAUAAAACUUGGUUAUUAUUUUA